Molecule: messenger RNA, 1409 nt
Organism: Puntigrus tetrazona (Sumatra barb)
Lineage: Eukaryota; Metazoa; Chordata; Actinopteri; Cypriniformes; Cyprinidae
Gene: otud6b
Product: OTU deubiquitinase 6B
Exons: 7
Coding region: 217-1101 (294 amino acids)
Biological process (GO): protein deubiquitination
Molecular function (GO): cysteine-type deubiquitinase activity
Source: RefSeq, a predicted model, not a curated record
CCCGGAUGUGUUUGGUUUCUGUGUUCCCAUUGAAUCCAUGCGCUUGGCUCGCAGAAUAGAUCAUUUGAAUUAAGAAUGAAUUGAUUUCAUUGAGCUGAAACCACAAUUCAGUCAAUGCAGAGUAAUAACCCAAACUGAUGGAAAUGAAUAAUAUAUUUAUCUUUUAGAUCCACUAAGUAAACAUUUUAUUUCUUUGAAUAUUUCGUUAAUUUUGACAUGGAGGAAGUGGAGACAGCAGAGGAGCUGUUAGCCAAACAGCAUCGCAAGGAAAAGAAAGACCUGCAAGCAAAAAUACAAAGUAUGAAAAAUGCUAUUCCCAAAAAUGACAAGAAGAGGAGGAAACAGCUGACCGAAGACAUCGCCAAACUAGAGGCUGAACUCACUCAGAAACAUGAAAAUGAGCUCAAACUACUUCAGAACUCUUCCUCAGUGGAAGAGGUUUCAAAUGCAAUGGUUUCCGUCAGUCUUGCCAGUGAUGUGGAAACAACGGAUUCAAGCAAGCAAGCUCGGACAUCUAAAGCCCAGAAGAGACGGGACAAAAAGGCAGCUCUUGAGAAGGAAAGGGAGAUUCGGAUUGCUGAGGCAGAAGUGGAGAAUCUCAGCGGUUCCCGUCAUCAGGAGGGUCUGAAGCUGAGACAGAAGCUGAUGGAGAGACACCUGCAGAUCAAAGAGAUCUCCUCGGAUGGCCACUGCAUGUAUCGCGCUGUGGAGGAUCAGCUGACGGAGCGAGGCGCUCCUCUCGGCCCUAAAGAGCUUCGGGCUCAAACAGCUCAGUACAUGAGGAGCCACGCAGACGACUUCCUGCCGUUCCUCACUGACCCUAAUUCAGGAGACAUCUACACUGCAGAUGAGUUUGAGAAAUACUGCAAUGAUGUUGCAGAUACAGCUGCUUGGGGCGGACAGUUAGAGUUAAAAGCCCUUUCGCAGGUCCUCCAGCUACCGAUAGAAGUCAUUCAGGCAGAGUCCCCUUCUAUUAUUAUUGGUGAAGAAUAUGACAAGCCACCACUCACACUCGUUUACAUGCGGCAUGCUUAUGGACUUGGUGAACACUACAAUUCUGUGGAGCCCCUGAAAGACUUGGCAAAUGAGGAAGAGGGCUGACCCAUCAUUGACGCGCAUUAAUAUAUGCAUCUGUGCAUAUUUAGCCUAGAAGUGGAAGUGGACCUUCUGGAAUAUGAUUCGGUUUUGCUAGGAUCAGCCGAUUCGGUCAGGACGCUCACAGAGGAUGAUGAAAUAACACACGCCGGUGCAGUGGACAAGCUUCGUGCAACAAGUCCAUGCGUGCCAGUGUUAUUUAUGAAUAAACUGCUAUGUGCUUUGUGUCAUUUUUAGUAAUAAAAUUUUAGCAAUUUGCUCUAAGAGGUGGUCAUGCUAACGCUGUUAAAUAAAGAACUUUAUAUCAAUGAAAA